GUGUGUGGAUGAUGUUCUGUAUCUAGAGAAUAGUCUGGAGAAUAAACAGUUCCGACCCAACAUGGUUCUUGAUCUUCCAGUCCCAGAGUCAAAUAAGAAACAGUUGAUAUAUGAGCACUUUAUGUGCCGGGGUAGUUUUGAAGGAUCCAGACCUGAUACUUCUCUUAUUCUCCGAGCCCGUCAAGUUAAUAAGAGGGUUGCACUCAACGUCGGGGGGAUCAGACAUGAAGUUAUGUGGAAAAUGCUGGAGCAGUAUCCUGGGAGUAGGUUGGGAGCCCUGGCUAGAGCUGAAACUCAUCAAGAUAUUUUUAAACUUGUCUCAGAUUAUUCUCUUCAAGAAAAUGAAUUCUUUUUUGACAGGUAAUUCAUGAAAAAUUUUACA
Molecule: messenger RNA, 382 nt
Organism: Eurytemora carolleeae
Lineage: Eukaryota; Metazoa; Arthropoda; Copepoda; Calanoida; Temoridae
Product: potassium voltage-gated channel subfamily S member 1
Biological process (GO): protein homooligomerization; potassium ion transport
Cellular component (GO): voltage-gated potassium channel complex
Molecular function (GO): voltage-gated potassium channel activity
Source: RefSeq, a predicted model, not a curated record